GAAGCCUGCUGCGUCGUGUGGUAUCCCUUGCUGGAUGGCCUUGACAUUGCACCUUUUUAUCAACGGAUUGCACAGCUGACCGAGGUGCAGGGGGAUGCACUGGUCGUGGAAUUUGGGUUUGAGACAUCCGGCUUGACUUCGCUGCAGAGCUCUGGAAUUCUCAUGACCCACCCACCACAGAUAGACUCACAAGUCGCGAAAAGCUUAGAAGCAUUGGCUGAGAAGCUGGACCCUGGAGGCGUGGCGGGUGCCCGUGUUUCAGUGUUUCGGCUGUCUGCUUGGGAAGGGAAAAAGAUCGCCGCUCUGAGCUUGCUGCAUGUGAAUAUUAUUGCAGCCCAAUAG
Messenger RNA from Symbiodinium necroappetens, 342 nucleotides. The record is from the annotation of a GenBank genome assembly. Lineage: Eukaryota; Dinophyceae; Suessiales; Symbiodiniaceae.